Messenger RNA from Pistacia vera, 975 nucleotides. RefSeq lists its product as uncharacterized. NCBI's taxonomy places the organism in Eukaryota, Viridiplantae, Streptophyta, Magnoliopsida, Sapindales, Anacardiaceae. The record is from RefSeq and is a predicted model, not a curated record. The coding region runs from base 1 to 975 and encodes 324 amino acids. The transcript is spliced from 2 exons.
AUGCAACAGCCAACCGAAAACUUAUUUGAAGAAGCUAAAACUGAAGAGGAUGAAGAACCAAUGGUUCGAGGGACCAAAACCUUGGCUGAUGUUUAUGCAAGGUGUAAUGUGGUAAUACUUGAACCAAGAAACUAUGCUGAAGGUACUAAGUUAGAAGUUUGGAGGAAUGCAAUGCAGGAGGAGAUAUCUAUGAUUGAGAAAAACAACACCUGGAUACUUGUUGACAGACCUGAAAAACAGAAAAAUAAUUCAGGUAAAGUGGAUUUACAAGCUGAAGGAUAUGUGAGAAGUCCUAAUGAACAUACUCUUUAUGUUAAGGAAGCUAAAGGUGACUUGAUUGUGAUAUCUUUGUAUGUGGAUGAUUUGCUGAUUACAAGAAGCAAUCCAAACCAGUUGAGCAAGUUUGAAAGGUCCAUGCAAUCUAAAUUUGAGAUGACAAAUUUGGGGGAGAUGACAUAUUUUUUUGGUAUGGAGAUUGUUCAAUCCAAGAAUGGAAUCUUUGUGUGCCAAGAGAGGUAUGCAAAUGAGGUGCUUAUAAAGUUUAGGAUGGAAAAUUCUAAACCUGCAGAUACUCCAUUAGUUUCUAAUCUGAAAUUGAGCAAGAUUGAUGGUGGGAGAAGAGUGGAUGAGGGACUGUUUAGAAGUUUGGUAGGAUGCUUGCUGUAUUUAACAGCCACACAACUAGACCUUAUGUUUGCAGCUAGCUAUCUCUCUAGGUUCAUGAGUUGUCCAAGUGAAUUGCAUUAUAGGGUAGCCAAGAGAGUGUUAAGAUAUGUGAAAGGAACCUUCAGUCUAGGUAUUUGGUUUAGGAGGGCUGAGAAUCUUGUGUUGGUGGGCUAUACCGACAGUCAUUGGGGAGGAUCACUUGAUGACAUGAAAAGUACAUCAGGAUAUGUAUUUUAUAUCAAUUCUGGUGCAAUCAGCUGGUUGUCAAAGAAGCAAGAUAUUGUGGCACAGUCCACAGCAGAGGCAUAA